Molecule: messenger RNA, 552 nt
Organism: Apiotrichum porosum
Lineage: Eukaryota; Fungi; Basidiomycota; Tremellomycetes; Trichosporonales; Trichosporonaceae
Exons: 4
Coding region: 1-552 (183 amino acids)
Source: RefSeq, a predicted model, not a curated record
AUGGCCCAGCCUAGAAAACGUACAGACCAACAGCGCAAGCUGUCUCCAGAGGACAAGGAGGACGUCGGCGCUCGUCCCAUCUCCGAGGAAGAGCAGGACGAUGUCAUCCGCAAGCUGCGCACAAAGGCCGCGGGGGACAAGGCGUUUGCCCGUAAGGGCCUGGACAUGGUCGUCCUCGUCGCCACGUUCAUGACCGCGACCAAGGCCAUCCAAAUGUCCGAACUCGGCGCGCCGGGCUUGCUCGUGCUCGUGCUCGCUGUCCAGGCGCUCCUGCUUCCCUUGUCGCUCUCGCCCGACUGGAUCAAGUAUGCGUCCGCAAGGGAGUUUAUGGAGGCCAACCACCUGGCCGUGACGGUCGUGCAGCUGACGCUGUUCAUGGUCGCGUAUCUCGGCGUGGGGCAGGACCACGGCGCCGGGCUGACGGACAUGGUGCGCUGGGCGAUCCCCGAGCUCGUGGCUGGCGCUGUCGAGUGGCAGCGCCGCAGCGAGCGCGACAGCGAGGCCAGUCUGCAACGCCUCGAAGGGUUGCGGUAUGACCUCAAGGGUGCUUAG